Messenger RNA from Carlito syrichta (Philippine tarsier), 2136 nucleotides. RefSeq names its product contactin-associated protein-like 3. The transcript is spliced from 15 exons. The record is from RefSeq and is a predicted model, not a curated record. Lineage: Eukaryota; Metazoa; Chordata; Mammalia; Primates; Tarsiidae. The annotation marks the transcript as partial.
AGUUGUCUUUGACUGAUCUUAUUUCCUCAGGUGCUGGAUUAAAUGACGGGCAGUGGCAUUCCGUGUCCUUAUCUGCGAAGUGGAGCCAUGUGAGUGUGGUGGUGGAUGGUGACAUAGCCAUUCACCCCCUGGUGGCUGUGCUGAUGGACUCAGGGGAAACAUAUUAUUUUGGCUACUGUCCCCACAACAGCUCUGACUCCGGGUGUAGUCGUCCCCUAGCCGGGUUUCAGGGCUGCCUGAGGCUCAUCACCAUUGGUGACAAAGCCGUGGAUCCUCUCUCGGUACAGCAGGGGGCACUGGGGAGUUUCGGUGAUCUCCAGAUUGACUCGUGUGGCAUCACAGACAGGUGCUUGCCCAGCUACUGUGAACAUGGGGGUGAGUGUUCCCAGUCGUGGGAAACCUUCUCCUGCGACUGUCGGGGCACAGGCUACACAGGCGAGACCUGCCAUUCCUCUGUCUAUGAACGGUCUUGCGAAGCCCACAAAUACCAAGGGAAUCCUUCAGGGCUCUACUAUGUUGAUGCAGACGGAAGUGGCCCCCUGGGACCGUUCCUUGUGUACUGCAAUAUGACAGACGCCGCGUGGACCGUGAUGCAGCAUGGCGGCCCCGUCGCGGUGACCGUCCGGGGCGCACCCCGUGGGGUCCCACGCUCUGCGGCCUCCUUCGCCUACGCGGCGGGCACGGGGCAGCUCCGGGCCGCGGUGGGCCUGGCUGAGCACUGUGAGCAGAGGCUGGCGCUGCGCUGCGGGACUGCGCAGCCCCCGGACUCGCCAGAUGGAACCCCACUGAGCUGGUGGGUUGGAAGAACCAAUGAAACACACACUUAUUGGAGAGGUUCUCUGCCUGAUGCUCAAAAGUGUACAUGUGGAUUCCAGGGGAACUGCGUUGAUUCUCAAUAUUACUGCAACUGUGAUGCUGACCGGAAUGAAUGGACCAGUGACACCAUAGUCCUUUCCCACAAAGAGCACCUGCCGGUCACUCAGAUUGUGAUGACAGACACAGGCCGACCACAUUCUGAAGCAGCUUACACACUGGGGCCACUGCUCUGCCGUGGCGACGAGUCAUUUUGGAAUUCAGCUUCCUUCAACACGGAGACUUCAUACCUUCAUUUUCCUACUUUCCGUGGGGAACUUACUGCCGACGUGUGUUUCUUUUUUAAGACCACAGUCUCCUCUGGUGUGUUUGUGGAGAACUUGGGGAUCACAGAUUUUAUCAGGAUAGAGCUGCGUGCUCCCACAGAAGUGACUUUUUCCUUUGAUGUGGGAAAUGGACCUUGCGAGGUUACGGUGCAGUCACCCACUCCCUUUAAUGACAAUCGGUGGCACAAGGUGAAGGCUGAGAGAAAUGUCAAAGGAGCAUCUCUUCAAGUUGACCAGCUUCCUCCGAAGAUACAACCUGCUCCUGCCGAUGGCCAUGUCCGCCUGCAGCUCAACAGUCAACUCUUCAUUGGUGGGACAGCCAACAGGCAGAAAGGCUUUCUGGGAUGCAUUAGGUCUCUGCAGUUGAAUGGGGUGGCCCUGGAUUUGGAAGAACGAGCCACAGUGACACCGGGAGUGGAGCCAGGGUGUGCAGGACACUGCAGCAGCUACGGAUACUUGUGUCGCAAUGGAGGGAGAUGCAGAGAGAAACACAAAGGGAUCACUUGUGACUGUGCCUUCUCAGCAUAUGAUGGGCCAUUUUGCUCAAAUGAGAUUUCUGCGUAUUUUGAAACUGGCUCCUCAAUGACCUAUAAUUUUCAAGAAUAUUACACUUUAAGUGAAAACUCCAGUUCCCUGGCUUCUUCGUUACAUAGGGAUGUAACAUUGACCAGAGAAAUGAUCACAUUGAGCUUUCGAACCACACGAACUCCAAGUUUAUUGCUGUAUGUGAGCUAUUUCUAUGAGGAAUACCUUUCCGUUUUCCUCGCCAACAAUGGAAGUUUGCAGAUUAGGUACAAGCUAGACCAACAUCAAGAUCCUGAUGCAUUUAACUUUGAUUUCAAAAACAUGGCUGAUGGGCACCUCCACCAAGUGAAAAUCAACAGAGAAGAAGGAGUGGUCGUAGUAGAGGUCAAUCAGAGUACAAGGAAACAAGUCAUCUUGUCCUCGGGGACAGAAUUCAACGCUGUCAAAUCCCUUAUACUGGGAAAGUUUUUAG